Molecule: messenger RNA, 1425 nt
Organism: Fusarium fujikuroi IMI 58289
Lineage: Eukaryota; Fungi; Ascomycota; Sordariomycetes; Hypocreales; Nectriaceae
Exons: 3
Coding region: 1-1425 (474 amino acids)
Source: RefSeq, a predicted model, not a curated record
AUGGGCGGGGAAGAUCAGCCUCCUUUCCAGGAUGAAAUCGGAGUGCCUAAACUGGCGUUCAAAGGGGAAAAUGUUGAGGACGGUCUUGGGUAUCUCAACACACUGUGUUCUCUGAAGCCUGGCCCAUCGUCCGCGAAUGUGGAAGAACUUGGCGAAGAUUCCUCCCCAAAUUCUGAAAGCGAUGAAAGUUCUUCCAUCACAGAUACUUGUGUCGAUGAUCAGAAGAGCCUGAUGGUUGAAAAGAUUGUUUUUAUUGUGACGCAGUGGUUGCGUCCAAAGUUAGACGCAUGGCGUAGGAAUGCCGCUGACAAUUCAAAAACCGCGCCGAAGACAUCAGAGGCACUGUCGGGCUCAUAUCUCCAUACUGAGACAUCUAACACUGUUAACUGUCGGAAUGAGAAGAGAAAAGCAACGGAAAGGGACGAUUGCGAGACAGACGACGAGGGCGAGGGUAGAAACAGGGGAGAUCAGGGGAGCAGCGGUAUGUCCAUUAGGGGACACGAAAAACCGAAGUACGCUUGCCCGUACUUUAAGUAUCAUCCGGCGAAGUAUAGAGACUGGAGGACAUGUCCAGGGCCUGGCUGGAAUGACGUCCAUCGAGUAAAGGAGCAUCUUUAUCGGCGUCAUAAGCAACCCCAAUAUCGCUGCGCUCGUUGCUGGCAACCCUUCACAGACCAGCAAGGCCUGACGCACCACCAGAGAGCCGAUGAACCAUGUCCCCUGCGAGAAAUGGGAUAUGUUGAGGGUUUUGACGCAACGCAAGAAAGAAGCCUGAAAUCACGGAAGCGAGUUAACCAAAAGCUCUCAGAGACCGAGAAGUGGAGGCGAGUCUUCAAAAUUCUAUUCCCGCACGUGCUUGAUGAUGAUAUCCCCUCUCCAUUCUAUGACUACAGCCAAACGCCACAGAAGGACGAUGCCUGCCGACACUCUGAAUCGGGAUCCCUGGCGCAGUGUGAACAGUAUAUGUUGAGAGAAGUGCCGCAGCGUCUUCGGCAAGCUUUGGGGAGGGAGCUAGACCGAGACUUGACCAUUGUGGAGGACAACCUGAGGCGAAGAGCUGGUGACUGUGUCAGGACUCUAAUCGAGGAGGUUUUUCAGGAACUGAGGCAAAUUCGGCGCCUGAGCAGUCCAGAUCCACGACUCGAAGCUAACAACGAUAUAUCUGCACUGGCUGAAGGACCCCGGCUUCUUAUAUCUGAGUUGCCUAGUGGUGAGGAUGCUAACCCGCAUUUUGAGGGACAGGGCGAAGCGUGGCCAACUAAUUUCGACUUGGACUUUUUUGAUCCAUCCUCUAUUUUUGAGGAACUGCAACUCUCAUUUGAUAAUGGUGGUUUGAUUGAAGAUCUACUCAGGCCUGGAGAGGAUGGUGCCAACGAGUCAAUGAAACAGUCCGAUUCCGGAUAUGUAUCAAAUAGUCCUGGAUAG